CUUCAUUUUACUUGUAUGCGAUUCCAAUAUUAGACAUGUUUGAAUGCUUUUGUCGGUAGCCAGCCAUCACUCGACGCGGGUGAACUCUGUUCAUCAACAUGGAUAAAUCCAAGACACGCCCCCUCAGGACCAUCCAUCUGAAAUCACGUCCGCUUACAUCACACGCCAUCUCGUGGUCCUGCGACGGCGAAUUAGCAGUCGCGACAGAUGACACCAUCUACAUCUUCAUCCCCGAGUACCCGAGAGGCGGCGGCCCCGACGACGCGGGCGAGGAUGAGGAGCUCCAGAGCCAGUUUUCACUAUCCUACCGCGCCUCAGGCUUGAUCCGCCCAGACCCAACCAUCAACGCGCAGCUGUGCUCCUUCUCUGGCAUUAGAGUUGCAGGGCCGCCCGCGAAUGACGAGAAUUGGUUCCCGGGUGUGGGAAAUGGUCUGGUGACGGGCUCGGGGGCUUCCAUUUGCCAGAUUGUGAGGUUGGAGUGGUCGCCGAAUGGGCUAGGGUGCAACCUGCGACCAAUCCUGACUGCAUUGUCGACCAACGGUGGUGUGUAUGCGUUGGGGGAGCACAUUGACAUGCAGUCCACCAUGGUUGCUGGGAUGCGAACCAGGAGCUUCAAGGCAUGGAAGACGCUCUGGGGGCUGGGGGCUCAGCUGCCGCUGCCAGAUGCGAGCGUGGAGGAUGGUUUUCGUAACAUGAAUGAGCGGAUCCAGUCAUUCUCUUGGGCGAAGGAGCUUGCUCCUGGAAGGGCUCUUCUGGCAUAUUGCAACGAUGCGGAAGAGGUGGCUAUCAUGAGCACUCAGCUGUUUCCACGACCACGGGAGGGAGAACCGUCAAUUGAUGAGACAAUAUGGGACAUCCGUGAAGUUGGACGGUUCGAUGGAAGAGGGAAACAUACCAAAGAAGAUGCCAUGGAUAUUACAGACCCGGACUAUGUUCCUCAUGGAAGCGCCUUCUCCCUGGACUGGAGCCCUUGGUUCUUCGUCGACGGCAAACGGGUAGCGAUAUUGGCGUAUCUUGCAAAGAACUAUGUCGGAUUCCGAAGAGUCACGAUUGUCGGUGAUUGGGAAAGGGGUCAGACGCCACAGAUCGAGGUUGAGCAGACGGAUAUGACGUCCAUCUGCAUGUUCCUCUCAACAGACGCCUACAUUAAAUGGGAAGAUCAGGUUGCAGUUGAUGAGACCGUAAAGGAAGCCACCGAGCCACAUUACACGUGGGAGUGCGCAACGACAUAUUCCAAGGAGGAUGAACAGACUUCACUAAACCCUAUCUCUGGUGAAUACACUUUUGGGUUGGUUGACUAA
This is a messenger RNA of Fusarium vanettenii 77-13-4, 1301 nucleotides long. RefSeq lists its product as uncharacterized. The transcript has 4 exons. The coding region runs from base 99 to 1301 and encodes 400 amino acids. Lineage: Eukaryota; Fungi; Ascomycota; Sordariomycetes; Hypocreales; Nectriaceae. The record is from RefSeq and is a predicted model, not a curated record.